UAUAGAAACCUUUCAUUGGAGAGACAUUGUUUCUUCAGCGAUCUCGCUUACAAGAAGUACGUGCAGCGAUUUAGACGUACGGGUUAUUAACUUCUCGCGGAGUUGUCGAGGCUGCCAUUUCCGAAGGGCUCGAGGUCUCCAAUCCCCCCAGACCAAACACACAGAUAGGAGAGAGAUCGUAGAGAGAGCGAGAGAAUUUGUAGCAGGGCAUCGAUACUUCUCUGCGAGUAAACAUUAUGCUGGAAGCCCCAUUUAGAGAGAGAGAGUGUGUGUCCUGCGAGUUCUCCAUUGAUAGAAGUUUAAGCUGCUGAAUAUGGAAAUGAAGCCUUCUUCCUCUUCCUCCAAAUUAAUCCACCAAGCCCCGUUGUUCACCCUCAUCUCACUGUCAUGCUUCACUCUCUGCACCUGAAAACGCAGAACAAAGAAAAAUAAUGGCUGCUUUCAAUUCCCCUUCAUCCUCAUUGAGCUGUUUUAUGGGCAAGUUUUAUGGCUGGCAAAUGUUUCUCAUGGUUGGGGCAAUUGUGAUUGGUGCAUUACUUCGGAAGAGGCAAUGGGAGAUUAUUACAAGUGAAUCUCUAAGGGCAGGCGGCUCUGAUUUAAAUUUGGUUAAGAGAAUUGAGAAGUUAGAGGAGGAUGUUCGGAGCUGUGGUACAUUCAUACGGAUGCUUUCUAGGCAGCUUGAGAAACUGGGGAUCAGAUUUAGAGUUACAAGAAAGGCAUUGAAGGAUCCCAUAUCCGAGACAGCAGCGUUGGCUCAAAAGAACUCGGAAGCCACUCGGGCUCUCGCAAUGCAAGAAGACAUUCUUGAAAAGGAGCUUGGAGAAAUUCAGAAGGUCUUGCUGGCAAUGCAGGAACAACAGCAGAAGCAGCUAGAACUUAUUCUUGCAAUUGGGAAAGCCCGAAGGCUACAAGAAAGCCAACAGGACUUUGUUGUCAAGGAAUCAGGUGGAGACAAAAGCAACUCAGCUCCUUCUGAGAAAACUGUGAUUGAGCAGAUGGAAACCCCUGUGUAAUGUCAAGGAUCAGUGAACAGGGCAUCUUAUCUCGUCGUAAAUAGCCAGCUCUAGGAAUUGGUCCAAUUUCCGAAGGAGGUUCCCUCUUACUGGGUAGUAUUCAUCAUGAUAGUCUGUGGAAGUUUUGGAAGCAAUUUGUUGAAUUUGAGCUACAAACGUAAUUUGCCAUGCCAGAAACCAUGUGUGUAAUGUGUUGUGAGGUAAAGAUAGAGUUAGAUUUUUCAGUUGAUUGGCCUAAAUUAUUAUCUUUCAGAGGCUCCAGUAUCACCAUCACCUUCUAUUCGGAAUAAGUAAAAUUUAUUCACUCUA
Amborella trichopoda is the source of this 1322-nucleotide messenger RNA. The record is from RefSeq and is a predicted model, not a curated record. Lineage: Eukaryota; Viridiplantae; Streptophyta; Magnoliopsida; Amborellales; Amborellaceae.